AGGAUUUCACAGCUGUCAUCAUGGAUGUAGACAAGUCCAAAAACAAAUUACUUACUGUCCUUCAAGCGAGAGGCAUCCCCCUUGGACUAGACGAUAUUCAGUGGGCCUUUGAUGCCGAUGUUACCAGGAAAGAAGCCGCAGCAUGGAUUGAGGAGUAUCUCAACGAAGCUACGCUAUUAACCCGGGAGGAAAAAGAGCUAUACGAUGCUAUUGGAGAGACAACAAAGCUCGAAUUAUCCUCCAGCUCCCACGAGGUGGUGCCUCUGCUGGACCGCGACAUCAAGGAGGCAAUCGCGGCGUUGAAGUCGUCGACGUCGGCGAUCGAGAAUCACGCGAAAGCCCUAGAGACGCAAAAGGAAGUUUUGCUGCAGCUGCGAGGUGCCCAUCCCGCCGCGAGAGGACCGCCUCGUGGCGGCGCUGCGAAGUAUGCGCAGGAGAAAAGCAGUCUGAGCUUCGCGAUCGAGGACCUGUCGUUCUCGAUCACCGAGCAGCUCAAGGAAGCGGAGACGGAAGCCGCAAAGUCACUUUACGCGCUCAAAUCGUUCAGCUCGGAGCGCUUGGCUGCCGACGAGCAGGUGCUUGAAGCGCUGUCCGCCGUCUCUGGUAAGGCCCUCUCGACCACGGGGCCUCAAGUCAGCCACGCAGAGUUGGAGAAGUGGCUCCAAGCCCUCGCUGCUCUGCGAGCCAGCGAGGUCAAAUCCAGAAUAAACUCCAUUCUCGCGCCGGCGGGUCCGAUUGCGAACGAAGAGCUUGGCGACGAAGACCUGGAGCUUCAGGCGGAACUCGAGACGCUGAAGGAUGAGAUCGACGCGGUAGUCCACAUGGUCAUUGGGCACGAGCUCCGAAAUCCGUUGAUGAAGAGUGUCGAAGCUUUCGAAAAAGGUGACCGUGCAGGUCGCCAAAGUUGGUCCCGCUAUCUUCUAUCCAUGCUCGAGUAUUUGGUGGCUCAGCUUGACGGGGCCAGCACACGAGUGUCCGAAUUACGCAGCUACAGUGACGCACUGCUUGAAAUCAGAUCAAUUGUGGCAGCUAUCGAAGAAGAAAGUAAGACAAGAGAUGAACCAGCCGUUGCGUCGACUGCACCCAACCUUACCGUUAAAUCUCCCGCUCUCUCCUCCGCACCGCAGACCCCAACUAGCUCGAUACCCUCCGCUCUGCGACGAUUAAACAUCCAGCCAACGGAGGGCCUGUCCAAACUCGACACGCUUGCGUUGGCUUCCUCUGCGAAGCUGCAAGCGCAAUACGCUUCCACCGAGAAGAUCUUCAUCGAUACUCUGGGUAAAUCUCUCGAUCCAAAGCAAAAAGAUGCACUUGCCAUCCUCAAGCAGCUGUAUGCCACCUCACAUUUCGGCUCGAUCCAUCUCAUUGACGAAGGUCUGGAAGCCAAGAUAUCCGGUUUAGGGAAGAGGAUUGACGAGCUGGCACCCAAGAUAGCAACAGGAGACUUGAGGUGAUGGAAACACGCAUGUCGUUUCUUUCCUGUGAUGAUACAUUCUACAAAGUUGCCCCCCCUCCUGCUGAGGUUGCGCGCGUUGUAUCUGAGGGCGAUUAUAAAUUCGUGCUAGAUUUGAGAUGAGAGAAAAGUUGUGAAUACAAGCAAGUAUUUAAGUGUGAAACAGAUGCUUGCUACUAGUGAUGUAUGCCAUAACGAAGUUCGCAGGACACAAAGAAGCAGAGAUGCCG
This is a messenger RNA of Verruconis gallopava, 1683 nucleotides long. RefSeq lists its product as uncharacterized. The coding region runs from base 21 to 1454 and encodes 477 amino acids. The record is from RefSeq and is a predicted model, not a curated record. Lineage: Eukaryota; Fungi; Ascomycota; Dothideomycetes; Venturiales; Sympoventuriaceae. The transcript has a single exon.